GGGCUGACGGAGCUGACCCAGGAUCAGUCCUACAGCAUGGUCUGUGCUGUUGGCUUCUCAGGCGUCCUGUUCGCGCUGAAGGUGCUCAAUAACCAUUACAACCCUGGAGGAGUGACGUAUGUGAUGGGGUUCCCUGUGUCCAAUCAAUACGCUAGCUGGGCUGAGCUCGUGCUGAUCCACAUAACUUCACCUGGGACUUCUUUUGUUGGUCACCUGGCAGGUAUCCUGGUGGGUCUGCUCUACACAGCUGGACCACUGAAGGCCAUCAUGAAGAAAUGUGCAGCGCUCGUGACAUCAAACGGAUAUAACUCCCGGCCCGGUGUGAACUUCAGCUCUUCAGGCUCUUCAGGCUACAGAAGCACUGGUGGAGGAUACUCAGGACACCAUCAGUAUGCACCCAAUGAUGCAUCACCUCCUUCAUCAUCUUACUCAGGAGGAAUGACGGAGGAAGAGCAGCUAGAGGCAGCCAUCAGAAACAGUCUGAAUGAGAGGGGACAAACCAAUCAGAGAGGAGCUCCGCCUCCUCCUCCUUACGGUUUCCACCUGCCACCGGAGGCCAGCGCUGAGGAUAUCAGGAUGCGGAGACUGAGGAGGUUUGACAGCUGAUCUGCUCAGCAGCCAAUUGGAAGAAGGUUUUUACGUGACAGAACAGAAGAAGAAGAAGUCUUUCCUGAAGACUAACUUAAGACUUUGACAUGCUGAAGUAGAGCGGCCUGAAUGAGAAGGUCAAACCACACAGUGUGACACAUAAAGCAGCUCAUUGGCUGUGUGGAGCGGUGAUGUCACGUUGGUCUGAGUGUUACCAAAGAGUUCAUGUCUGCCUUAGAAAGCUGCUUGUGUGUUAUAACUACAAAGUUCAUAUAUGUUAAUGAGCGGCUUUGGGCGCAGCAGUGAAGUUCACUUUCCAGUUUGCUGAAUUUAAAGCAAAAAAAAAAGGGAAAACUAUUCAAAAAGGUAAUUUCUUCAAUCAAUUCAAGAUUAGAAACAGGAACUUAAAACAUAUUAAAUGAGUUCUUACUGUUUUCAAUUUGAAAAGCAUCGUUGUAAAAAUGUAACUAUAUAAAAUGUUUUCUAUAUUCAAUCACA
Messenger RNA from Labrus bergylta (ballan wrasse), 1086 nucleotides. The record is from RefSeq and is a predicted model, not a curated record. Lineage: Eukaryota; Metazoa; Chordata; Actinopteri; Labriformes; Labridae.